Molecule: messenger RNA, 2505 nt
Organism: Ceratotherium simum simum (southern white rhinoceros)
Lineage: Eukaryota; Metazoa; Chordata; Mammalia; Perissodactyla; Rhinocerotidae
Gene: IDUA
Product: alpha-L-iduronidase
Biological process (GO): carbohydrate metabolic process
Molecular function (GO): L-iduronidase activity; protein binding
Source: RefSeq, a predicted model, not a curated record
AUGUGUCCCCCGCGCCCCUGCGCCACGCGGCUCGCGCUCCUGGUCGCGCUGCUGAUCGCUUCCCCCGGGGCCCUGGCCGAGGCUCCGCACCUGGUGCGCGUGGACGCAGCCCGCGUGCUGCGGCCCCUGCGGCCCUUCUGGAGGAGCACCGGCUUCUGUCCUCCACUGCCACACAGCCGGGCUGACCAGUAUGACCUCAGCUGGGACCAGCAGCUCAACCUGGCCUAUGUGGGCGCCGUCCCUCACAGUGGCAUCGAGCAGGUCCGGACCCACUGGCUGCUGGACCUCAUCACGGCCAGGGGGUCGGCUGGGCAGGGCCUGAGCUACAAUUUCACCCACCUGGACGGGUACCUGGACCUUCUCAGGGAGAACCAGCUCCUACCCGGCUUUGAGCUGAUGGGCAGCCCCUCUGGACACUUCACCGACUUCGAGGACAAGCAGCAGGUGUUUGAGUGGAAGGACCUGGUUUCCCUCCUGGCCAGAAGAUACAUUGGUAGAUAUGGACUUGCCCACGUUUCCAAGUGGAACUUCGAGACGUGGAACGAGCCGGACCACCACGACUUUGACAACGUGUCCAUGACCACACAAGGCUUCCUGAACUACUACGAUGCCUGCUCCGAGGGUCUGCGUGCCGCCAGCCCCACUCUGCGCCUGGGUGGCCCUGGCGACUCCUUCCACCCCCCGCCACGCUCCCCACUGUGCUGGGGCCUCCUGGAGCACUGUCACCACGGCUCCAACUUCUUCACCGGGGAGGUGGGCGUGCGGCUGGACUACAUCGCCCUGCACAAGAAGGGCGCGGGCAGCUCCAUCUACAUCCUGGAGCAGGAGAAGGCGGCGGUGCGGCAGAUACAGCAGCUCUUCCCGAGGUUCGGGGACACCCCCAUUUACAACGACGAGGCGGACCCGCUGGUGGGCUGGUCCCUGCCGCAGCCGUGGAGGGCCGACGUGACCUACGCGGCCAUGGUGGUGAAGGUCAUCGCGCAGCACCAGAACCUGCUAGUGGCUAACGCCAGCUCCUCGGUGCGCUACGCGCUCCUGAGCAACGACAACGCCUUCCUGAGUUACCACCCGCACCACUUCUCGCAGCGCACGCUCACCGCGCGCUUCCAGGUCAACGACACGCGGCCGCCGCACGUGCAGCUGCUGCGCAAGCCGGUGCUCACCGCCAUGGGGCUGCUGGCCCUGCUGGACAGCGAGCAGCUCUGGGCCGAGGUGUCGCAGGCUGGGGCGGUGCUCGACAGCAACCACACGGUGGGCGUCCUGGCCAGCGCCCACCGCCCCGCGGGCCCCGCCGACGCCUGGCGCGCCACGGUGCUGGUCUAUGCAAGCGACGACACCCGCACCCACGCCAACCGCAGCAUCGCCGUGACUCUGCGCCUGCACGGGGUGCCCGCGGCCCUGGGGCUCGUCUACGUCACGCUCUACCUGGACAACCGGCUCUGCAGUCCCUACGGCGAGUGGCAGCGCCUUGGCCGGCCUGUCUUCCCCUCCGCACAGCAGUUCCGGCGCAUGCGCGCGGCCGAGGACCCGGUAGCCUUGGCGCCGCGCCCCUUCCCCACCAGCGGCCUCCUGACACUGCGCCCCCGACUCCCGCUGCCUUCGCUGCUACUGGUGCACGUCUGCGCGCGCCCCAAGGAGCCUCCGGGCCAGGUGACCCGGCUUCGGGCUCUGCCCCUGACCCGUGGGCAGCUGCUUUUGGUCUGGUCGGAUGAGCACGUGGGCUCCAAGUGUCUGUGGACCUAUGAGAUCCAGUACUCCCCUGAGAGUGAGGGAUAUGCUCCCGUCAGCAGGAAGCCAUCAACCUUCAACCUCUUCGUGUUCAGCCCAGACACGGCUGUCGUCUCCGGCUCCUACCGGGUUCGAGCCAUGGACUACUGGGACCGGCCAGGCCCCUUUUCAAACCCUGUGCGGUACCUGGAGGUCCCUGCACCGUGAGGGCCACCACUGCUCAGUGAUGGAGCCUGUGCUGACCAGCGGACCCAGUGGCCAGGAGCCGAGACUGUGGCCAGCAGCAGAAAAGGCCAGCAGUGUCCAGUGCGGGCUGUGCCCCUGCGGUCAUCCUCCUUCCGUAUCGGGGCCCAGAAGGAAACAGAUGGCAUUCACAGAGGAGAACGUUUCGGGGAUGUUCAUACAUGGGAUCUGGCCUCCUGCUCGGUCAAGGGCUCUGGCCCCGUGAACGGGCUUAGGUCUGGGAUGGGACAUGAGGCUCCGAGCCUUGCUGUGACAGGCUGUGUCGGAGAGCUGCCCUCCAGACCCGCGAUGUCGCCACUGCGUGUGCUCCAGGCAGCACUUGGGCAGCUGCUCACCUGUUCCUUCCUUGGGACCUUGCAUGGGAUGGGUCAGCUCGUGUUUGCCGAGGACCCUGAGGGUCUGUUGCUCCAGAAGUGCCCGUACUGCUGGUCCCGGAGCACGCACGGGUCGCAGCGGGCCUCCAGCUGUGCAGGGAUGCGGCUGCAGGCCGAGGUGGCCGCAGCCACCACACCUGCAGGGCUCUGUGGUGUCUGA